This is a messenger RNA of Sceloporus undulatus (fence lizard), 4753 nucleotides long. RefSeq names its product WD repeat domain 17 (gene WDR17). NCBI's taxonomy places the organism in Eukaryota, Metazoa, Chordata, Lepidosauria, Squamata, Phrynosomatidae. The record is from RefSeq and is a predicted model, not a curated record. Gene Ontology annotation, molecular function: protein binding.
AGUAAAAUUUCACACAGAAUCCGUAUUGCCAGAACAUUAUUCAGGUGCUUAGUUAUCAAUUCAUCAUUUUGAAUUCUAAUACAAUAUGGCUUGGAUGACCUGUAUUUCGUAUUGGUUUGAUGAAGAUGAUUGGUAUGAAGGACAACAAAGCGCAAAAAUGGCACAGGUUAAGCAAGUGGGCCUGUUAGCUGCUGGGUGUCAGCCAUGGAAUAAAGAUGUAUGUGCUGCUAGUGGGGAUAGAUUUGCCUAUUGUGCAACUCUUGCUAUUUAUAUAUAUCAGUUAGAUCAUCGGUACAAUGAAUUCAAGUUAUGGGGAAUUAUGUCUGAGCACAAGAAGACAAUCACAGCCAUUUCUUGGUGUCCCCAUAACCAUGACUUAUUUGCAAGUGCAAGUGCAGAUAACUUACUAAUAAUUUGGAAUGUAGCUGAACAAAAAGUUGCUGCAAAACUUGACAGCACAAAAGGUAUUCCUGCAUCUCUUAGCUGGUGCUGGAAUGCAGGAGAUGCAGUUGCGUUUGUCUCCCAUAGAGGUCCCUUGUACAUCUGGACAGUUUCAGGAACUGAUUGUGGUGUAACUAUACAUAAAGAUGCUCACAGUUUUUUGUCAGACAUCUGUCUGUUUAGAUGGCAUCCCAAAAAGAAGGGGAAAGUAGUGUUUGGACACACUGAUGGAAGUCUUUCUAUUUUUCAGCCAGGUUGUAAAAGUCAGAAACAUGUUCUAAGGCCAGAAUCUCUUGAAGGGACAGAUGAAGAAGACCCUGUCACUGCUCUGGAAUGGGACCCCCUGUCAAUGGAUUAUCUUCUUGCUGCAAAUUUGCACAAUGGCAUCCGUCUAGUUGAUUCAGAGUCUCUCUCCUGUAUCACAGUCUUUAGUUUUCCUAGUUCUGCGGCAUCGGUGCAGUGUUUAGCUUGGGUUCCUAGUGCUCCUGGAAUGUUUAUCACUGGAGAUUCUCAAGUGGGUGUCUUGCGUGUUUGGAAUGUAUCACGAACAACACCAAUAGAUAAUUUUAAACUGAAGAAAACUGGAUUCCAUGGGUUGCAUGUUCUUAGUACUCCUCCAAAGAAAAAAUCAUUUUCUUCACAGUCUCCUUCUAAAAACCAUCACAUGUCAUCGACUAGUGAGGCUGUUCCACCUCCAACUCUUACCCAAAACCAAGCAUUUUCACUACCCCCUGGACAUGCUGUAUGCUGUUUUAUGGACGGUGGAGUAGGACUUUAUGAUAUGGGAGCCAAAAAGUGGGAUUUUCUUAGGGAUCUGGGCCACGUUGAAACCAUCUUCGAUUGUAAAUUCAAACCUGAUAACCCUGACCUUCUAGCUACAGCAUCAUUUGAUGGAACAAUAAAGGUGUGGGAUAUAAAUACUUUAACAGCUGUCUACACUUCUCCUGGUAAUGAGGGGGUAAUAUAUUCACUGUCGUGGGCUCCAGGAGACUUGAAUUGCAUAGCUGGGGCAACUUCCAGGAAUGGUGCUUUCAUCUGGGAUGUUCCACGGGGCAAAAUGAUAACCCGUUUCAGUGAGCAUGGAAAGAAUGGAAUCUUCUGCAUUGCAUGGAGUCAAGAUUCCAAAAGGAUAGCAACAUGCAGUGGUGAUGGGUUUUGUGUUAUUCGAACAAUUGAUGGCAAAAUUCUCCACAAGUACAAACAUCCAGCUGCAGUUUUUGGCUGUGAUUGGAGUCAAAACAACAAAGACAUGAUAGCUACUGGAUGUGAAGAUAAAAAUGUCCGUGUCUAUUACCUAGCCACUAGCUCUGAUCAACCACUCAAAGUAUUCAGUGGGCAUACUGCAAAAGUGUUUCAUGUAAGAUGGUCUCCUCUGAGGGAAGGAAUCCUCUGCAGUGGUUCUGAUGAUGGCACUGUUCGAAUAUGGGAUUAUACACAGGAUGCUUGUAUAAAUGUUCUUAGUGGGCAUAAAGCACCAGUACGAGGAUUGCUGUGGAAUACAGAAAUACCUUACUUAUUAAUAUCAGGAAGCUGGGAUUAUUCAAUAAAAGUAUGGGAUACAAGAGAUGGAACAUGCCUGGACACAGUACAUGAUCAUGGUGCAGAUGUCUAUGGAUUGACUUGUCAUCCUAGCCGUCCCUUCACAAUGGCCUCUUGUUCCCGAGAUUCUACUGUGAGACUUUGGUCUUUGACACCUCUGAUAAAUCCCCUCCAGAUAAAUAUAUUGGCAGACAAAUCAUGGGAUGAGAUCAUCGGAAACACAGAUCGGGCAAUUGAAAUUGGUGUUCCUCCCUUGUUGUGUGGCAAAGUAUCCAGGGAUAUUAAACAAGAAGUGGAUAAAGUGUCGGGUAACCCUCGAGGAAGAAAACUGAGAUGGUUUUCAGAAUGUUUAUCACCCCCAGGAGGCAGUAAGAACUUAUGGGAUCUAGUAGCUGUAAUAAAAGGCCAAGAUGAUAGCAUGCUUCCACAGAGUUACUGCAAAGGAAUUAUGCACAUGAAACAUCUGGUUAGAUUUAGAAUGUCCAAAGCCCAAGAACUUACAACUGUAAAGAUGUCUAAAUUUGGAGGUGGUAUUGGUGCACCUAGUAAGGAGGAGAGGCUGAAAGAAGCAGCAGAGAUACAUCUAAGGCUAGGGCAAAUUCAGAGAUAUUGUGAACUUAUGGUGGAACUUGGAGAGUGGGAUAAAGCACUUUCAGUUGCACCAGGAGUAUCCAUGACAUACUGGAAGAAGCUAAUGCAAAGGAGAGCUGACCAGUUAAUUCAAGAAGAAAAUGAUGAUGUUAUUCCCUACUGCAUAGCUACUGGUGAUGUGAAGAAACUUGUCACAUUUUUUACUUCAAGAGGACAGCUUAAAGAAGCUAUGCUAGUCGCACAGGCAGCAUGUGAAGGAAAUAUGCAGAUGUUCCAGUGUUCUGCAUCAAAGGGAUCAGCAUAUUCUGAAGGAAGCACCAUGGAUGAUUACAAUGAGCUCCUCCAUAAGGUCAGUAGAGAACUUGCUGAGUCGUAUUUUCAAGAUGGCUGUGCAGUGCUGGCUGCUUGUUGCCAUUUAGCUGUUGAGAAUAUUGAGCUUGCCAUGGCAUACCUGAUUCGUGGAAAUGAACUGGAGUUGGCAGUCAGUGUGGGUACUGUCUUAGGAGAAUGUGCAGCCCAAGCAACACAUUAUGCACUAGAGUUACUAGCAAGAAAAUGUAUGACUGUAACAACAUGCUUUCCAUCACUUGGAUACAGGGAUUUAGCAGCAGAUCUGCUCAUGAUGAUUCCCAAUAAUGAACUACAGUUAGUAAAACUUUGUGCUUUCUAUCCUGGAUGCACAGCAGAGAUAAAUGAUCUACAUGAAAAGUGCAGCUUACCAGAUGUCGAAAAAUGUAUGCAAUUAGCAGAGACAGCUCAAAUGGAAGGAAAUACGUUUGAGUCAAUAAAAUAUUUCUUGUUAACUACAGAGCCAGAAAAAGCACUUCCUAUAGGCAUUCAGCAUGUAAAAGAGCACAUCGUCAGUUCAGUCUGGACCCUGGAUUCAGUCUGGCCAUUUCUUGAUCUUUUAAGCUAUAUACGCACAGAAAAGUUACUGCUUCAUAAAUGUAGUGAGUUUCGCAAUGAAUUGUUAAUAUUAUGUGGUUACGUUGGUGCUUUACUGGCUAUUAGAAGACAAUACAUUAGUGUCGUGCCAGCACUUUAUGAAUAUACAAGCCAGCUUUUAAAAAGACGGGAGGUGUGUGUGCCCUUGAAAAUUGAACAACUCUCUGAGGAGCUAGAUGCUUGGAGAGCUUGUACUCAACCACUAAACAAAUCGUCUGAUGAAUGUCCACAUACACCUCCAUCUGAAUCACAACUAGAGAUUUAUGAAACACUACUGUCACGAAUAAAAGAAGAACCUCUGAUAGUAAAGAUAGGGCCAGAUUAUGUUACUGGCUCUAACCUUCCUAGUCAUUCAGAUGUUCAUGUCUCUUGCCUUACAGGCUUGAGGAUACAGGGUCCAGUGUUCUUUCUUGAAGAUGGAAAGUCAGCAAUUUCGCUUAAUGAUGCAUUGAUGUGGGCAAAAGUGAACCCCUUUUCUCCAUUGGGAACAGGAAUACGGCUCAACCCAUUCUAAUGCAAGAAAACACUACUCCACUUUACUAAAAAUGUACAACAAUAUGGUCAUUAUUUGUCGAAGGUUAUUAGACUGAAAUAUUCCUUGAAGAAUAUUUUCAUGAACUCUGCAAAUUGUUCAUUUAAUUUAUAUUAUAGUUAAUAAUCUAAAGAAAGUCACACAUCAUUGGCAACCAUGGUCUAUUUAAAAAGGAUUGAAUAUGCUGUUUCCGUGAACAAAUGUGUGAAAGGCAAAACAGCAAGGGUAGCACAAUUUGAAGCACAUUCAUGCAUAAGUAACUUAUGCCUCUUUGAAAAGUCUCUUAUAAGCUGCUUUUAGAAUUAUGAGCCUACCAUGAGGAGUACCUGAUUCAUGUUUUAGAUUAAAUUAUGCAUUUGUCUCCUCUUGGUGGAAAUUAAGAGCACAGUAUAAGAAGUGCAAAACCCUUGAAACAAAUCAAGUUUAUGCAGCUGUUGUUAAUGAUAGAUUGUGUUCUAAUAAAUCCAAUAAAUGGUUUAAUGCUUAAUGAGUCUAAAUCAAAUGGUUGUAUAAUACAGAUGUCUGUUUAGCGGGUAUUUUGAAAUAUUUAGUUUUACACUUCAACUAACAUGAGAAUUUUUCUUAUAUUUUGAAUAUCUAGAUUUACACUUGACAUUUGUCUUUAUUUUAAAUGAAUAAGCUUAUUUCUAAAAGUUAUUUUCUGACAAAUACCAUGUAAGUAAAUUACUUAUUGGAAUGUAUCAA